This is a messenger RNA of Theileria equi strain WA, 342 nucleotides long. RefSeq lists its product as hypothetical. Lineage: Eukaryota; Apicomplexa; Aconoidasida; Piroplasmida; Theileriidae. The transcript has a single exon. Bases 1 to 342 code for a protein of 113 amino acids. The record is from RefSeq and is a predicted model, not a curated record.
AUGGGUGCAAUUAAAUAUAAGGACGAUAUGAAUGAAGAGAAUUUAAGAAGACUAAGACUUAAUUUUGAGUAUAGUGAUAUCUGUAAACUACCUUUGAUGUCAAAAAGACUUAUUGUAAUAACAAAUCUUUAUUACGGUGAUAAGAAAAGAAGCGAAGAAUUUAUAAAAUUGCAAAAUACAUUUUGUAAACACUUACUAUCGUUAAGAAAAAGCAAAAAACUUGACGCCUAUGUGAUUGCUAAUCUUUCUUUCAAGAAAAAUUCUAAAUUGAAAUGGGAAUCGAUGUUAAGAUUCAAUAACAAUGGAAUCAUAGUUGAACUUCUUAAGUUACUAAAAAAAUAG